Ostrinia furnacalis (Asian corn borer) is the source of this 2355-nucleotide messenger RNA. RefSeq names its product Jun-related antigen (gene Jra). The transcript has a single exon. Gene Ontology annotation, biological process: regulation of cell cycle; regulation of transcription by RNA polymerase II; regulation of cell population proliferation. Bases 121 to 849 code for a protein of 242 amino acids. Gene Ontology annotation, molecular function: RNA polymerase II cis-regulatory region sequence-specific DNA binding; transcription factor binding; DNA-binding transcription factor activity, RNA polymerase II-specific. NCBI's taxonomy places the organism in Eukaryota, Metazoa, Arthropoda, Insecta, Lepidoptera, Crambidae. Gene Ontology annotation, cellular component: transcription regulator complex. The record is from RefSeq and is a predicted model, not a curated record.
UUCUUGUCAAUGUUUAGAAACAAGUGGAACGUUGAGCGAACAAGACGUGCGUUCUCGCAUGAGAAAGUUUUGAAGUUUGCGCAGUGACUUUAGUGCGAUCGAAGCGUUCGGUGGAAACACAUGGUUCGCCACUCCGGCCACGGCAUGGAGCCCACUUUUUAUGACGAACAGUAUCCCCUCAACGGCCCCGUGGAGAACCUGAAGCGGACUCUCACCCUGGACUUGGACAUGGGGCGGGGCGUGAAGCGCGCGCGGAUGAACAACGCGCCGGUGCUGUCCUCGCCCGACCUGCACAUGCUGAAGCUGGGCUCGCCCGAGCUGGAGAAGUUGAUCAUCCAGAACGGCAUGAUCACCACGGCCACGCCGACGCCCGGCGGCGCGGCGCUGUUCCCGCCCGUCAUGCCCACGGAGGAGCAGGAGCUGUACGCGCGGCCCUUCGUGGAGGCGCUGGACAAGCUGCACCACGGCGAGCCCGCGGCGCCGCUCGGCCGGCGCGUGUACGCCGACCUGGACCGGCCGCUGGAGCGCUACCCCACGCCCGUCGUCAAGGACGAGCCGCAGACCGUGCCCAGCGCCGCCAGCUCGCCGCCGCUCUCGCCCAUCGACAUGGACACCCAAGAACGAAUCAAACUGGAGAGGAAGCGACAGAGGAAUCGGGUGGCCGCCUCCAAGUGCCGGCGGCGGAAACUCGAGCGCAUCUCGAAGCUGGAGGAAAAGGUGAAGGUGCUGAAGGGCGAGAACGUGGAGCUGGCGCAGAUGAUCGUGAAGCUGAAGGACCACGUGCACCGGCUGAAGCAGCAGGUGCUGGAGCACGCCAACGGCGGCUGCCACAUCGACUCGCACUUCUGAUCGCGUCGCUGCAGCCCUUCUCCACAUUCCAAACUAGUCGCGCCCGCCAGGACGCAGCAUACAAAGCGAUUUGUGAUGUUAAUUUUACUGUGUAAUAUAUAGUUAAAUAUGAACCCUAGUGUUAAGGUGUGAAAGUCGCUACAUUGUGAAUGCCGUGGACUUAUCGUUAAGUUUGAGAGAUUAGGUUGCCAGUGAUGUGUUAUGGCAGAACCUCCGCUCGCGACGACCGAUCGCCGAGCGUUUGUCGUGGAAGUUCGUAGCGAGGAAUGUACUUAGCGCAAGUCACAACUGCAAAAGCUUUAGCUUUACUUGUAAGUUGGAGAACUGUUGUUUUCUUUGUAUCAGUAUUGCGUUAUCUCAUUAAGAAUAGUGUAGAAACUAGAAAGGAUAAUCUUGCUACGUCACUCGUGUGUAGACUGAACGAGGUUGAAGCGACGUUGCCAGUUUUACAGUGAAUUUCCCGUUUCAGCGAUGUUGCCGCUCUUGCCUCUCUGAAUUGGGGAUUUCCAUUGUUCAUUUCUACAAUAUUUACCCUAAGCUUUAUUUUUCCUGUUUUCUUGUGAUUAAGACUAUGUAUUUGAUUGCUCGUUUGGUGCAAAUCGUAUUGACGAACAAAGAAAGACCAAUCGUUUAUCAUAUAGGCAAAACAGCUGGUGCGAAAGAGAUAGGGUAAUGUAAAACUGACAACGGCGCAUAAAACCCAAGUCACGAGCGGAUGUUCUGCUAAUUAAAAUUCCGCCUGCGCCGCCCUCGCGGAAUGGCGGCCAUGUGUUCAACUGUCGGACGUUCCGAUUCACGUUUUGGUUGCACAAGGUUAACUUUUUUUGUAAAAGAUUAAGGCGUUCAGCGCCAUCGUAAAAAGGAACGUUACAGCUCGCUGCUUAUUGUUUUAGAUGAAGUUAAACGUGCUUGUAUGAGAGACUGAUCGAAUCUGAGAUUUGUGUGCCUUGUAUGAAAGAGAAAGCGUGUAUUGCGCAAAGUAUUUUCCCCAAUAGGUAUGUAAAAUGUUGUCUCAGAACUGACCCGGUGCUCUUUACUGUAGAGGACGCGACUUUUGUAACAUGAGGCCGUCCUUUUAAUGUGUAAUUUGUGUACGAACAGAGCAUUUCGUAACUGAGCGCCGUCUGAUUGUGAUUGUGCGUGACGACGAGUGACUGCGAGACGUACGUAUUUAUUUGUGAGAGUGUUUACCUUUAGGAUGAAGUAGCAAUCUCGAGUGCCUACGCUUUGUAAACUAAAGCUAAAUAUGUUUAUAUUGUUUUUGUUACCAUUAAUGUGCUACAGUAAUGGUUCUGUACCAUUGUCUUCUAUAGAUGUAAGUAACAUAAUACCAAUUAACAAGAAGAUUGUUAUAUUUGGGGAGCGGGCCGUGUCGAGCCCUCACAUAAUAAAGUUGUUUACUUUCCGCACGGCCGGCGAACCUAAUUUGUAUUAUUUUUAUACAAAAGUUUCGACAAAAUGUUAACAGUAAUUUGUAAGUUUAUAAAGAUAAAGAAAUAAUAUAUU